GCGUGUUUGCAUUUUGUUAAAUUUCUCUCCUAGUUCUUUGUAGACUUUUGUUCUACUUUGAGCAUACAUUAACAAUUGCUUAAAACGUCUCUGACACCACGGUCCCAUAACCAUAUUCAUCAAUAGUUCUUCAGCUUCUCACUCACCCAUCCCUGCCUAGACCACAGUCUUAACGGCACUUCACCAUUAUCGAGAGAUCGAAGUACGACCGCAGUCACCGCGUUAUUGUUAUCUGAUAAUAACAUGAUGGCUGGCACUGGCGACCACAAGGCUGUCUCAGCUAUGGCAGUCCAAUAUUCGGACAACACUCCGAAGCACAAAAGACUGCUAAAUCUUUAUAGCGAGGAGGACUUGGGCCACGAUCCCAUGGUCAAGUUUGGAGGCAUCAAGCACUACGGUGUGAUUGGUGACCGCAUGCCUCCUGCUCCCAAGAUAGGCACAAGGCAACAAGACAUGCCCCAUACACUCACUUGUGCGUUCUUGAGUGACGCCGGCUCCAGUGCACAGAACUCGCGCACACCAUCUGGAGCCAGCAAGCCUCUUCCUUCAACCCCGGGCUUGCCCCUAACUGGUCGUAUUAGUCCCGGUAUAACCAAUCUUCCAUCAAGGCUCCUUAGCGACCAAGCAGAGUUCGGCGACAAUCUCUUCACCAAUAGCUGUGAGGAUUAUCCUCAACCCAUGCAGGGAAGAUCACGAACCGCAGCUGUCGAUGACAUGUAUCGUCGUCGAGCCCCUGUCGCUGCCAUUAAUCCUACCACUUGUUACUUUGCACGGGGUGCCAACAGACCUCUGCGGAAGUUGAUGACUCGGGACAUGCAGCCCGAUCUACCGGCGGCCAAACAGGCACGUCCAUCGAUCCCUGGCUAUACAGAUAUAGUCAGAGUUCGUGGUGGUCAUGAGGGUUCCCGCACUGGAAGUCCUGCAUACCAUAGCAGAAGUAGUUCGGAUGAGUUCUAUCCUGGAACAUACGGCUCGGAAGAAAACGUCCGGCCUUGCAAUCCAGAGGUCAAUAAAGCUGACAUCGGUGACAACCACAAAAGUGGAGGACUUCCGAUUGGCGAUUUUUGGCAACUAUGUGAUGACAGUCUAGAGGAUUGUUCAAGCACCAAGUUUGCACAAAUCUGUUUGCAAGAUCACAGUGUUGAUACCCCCUUGAUCAUUAACUUUCACACCGUACCUCACUACCCAGGCUAUCAAGGCUGUAUUGUUUCCUUGAUUCCUGGACCUUUGCUCAGCGGCACGCCUGGUGCGCCGUUCAAUCCAACUCCCUGGCCCUUCACGCUUCAGGUGCCACGUAGCCAAUUCCAAGGGCUCCCGUACCACAACAGCCACAUCAACCACAACAACGGUAACUCUCCCAACUAUGGCGGCAAUCCUACACUCCCCAGCAACCAGUCGGCGAACAUUCCAGAGUGGCAGUCUUGCUCUCUGUGGAUCACAAAACUUAACCUCCCCAACGACGAGAGCGCAUACCACCAGCUCCUCUUCGCCGUCCGUGGCUGCGGCAAGGUGUAUGCCUGUGUGAUCAACCCCCCUGAUCUCUCCAAUGGACACAUGACCUGCGCGGCGAAGCUUGUAUUCUUCGACCAGUCCGGGGCGCAAGAACUGCUCCGCCGCUCCUCGUCGGGCGAGUUCGUUGUCAACGGCUACAUCCCCCAGGUCGUGUACAACCGGAUCCGCACCGGGCCGCAGCCGCUGGGCCCUGAGUCCCGCGUCAUCCACAUCGAAGGACCGAAGCGCGUCGUCGACCAGAACGUCCUCCGCAUGUUAUUUGAGGGCACCAUCAGCUUCCAGACGGACGAGGUCGUGACCCUCAGCGAGGAGCCCGGCCCCGAGGGGCGCCGGCGCAUCGAGUGGCGCUUCGGCUCCUAUCGCUGCCAGGCGGCCAGCGCCGUGUCUGCCAUCCAGAGGAAGCGCCGUUCAAUCCCACCUGACAUCGGCGAGAAGUCCAACCUCUGGCGCUCCGUCGUCACAUUCUAUGGCGUCGACCCCUGUGCUGCCAAGCCUUGA
Truncatella angustata is the source of this 2010-nucleotide messenger RNA. RefSeq lists its product as uncharacterized. The transcript is spliced from 2 exons. Bases 244 to 2010 code for a protein of 588 amino acids. The record is from RefSeq and is a predicted model, not a curated record. NCBI's taxonomy places the organism in Eukaryota, Fungi, Ascomycota, Sordariomycetes, Amphisphaeriales, Sporocadaceae.